GCUAAGGAAAUGCUGUGUCAAAACUUAUCGGUGCGAAAAAAGAAUCCACUUUACAGAGGAAACCGUGGACGAGGUGGCCCAGCGUCAGCCUCUGCCUCCUGAAUGCUCGGUUCCUGUGGCUGGAGGUUCCACCUGCGCUUGCGCACAGUCUCAAGCCGGCCAUUUCUGCGACCAUCUUCCACAACCGACCGAGAGCGCGCAGAAACAGCACGCACGCUUGCGGGGACGCGCACGCACGCGCGCCACGCCCCACCCCGUACGGCCCCACAAAUCCCAGGCGGCGAGGCCCGGGUUGUCUAGGCUCCGGGAGGUAAUGCCCCGGAAGGCAGGGAACUUGGAAGAGGCCGAGGCCGGUGUGGAGGAGGUGGACGCGGAGGAGGUGGGCCCUGAAGAGUACGGCGGGGAGGAGUCGGGCGCCGAGGAGUCUGGCCCGGAAGAGUCUGACCCCGAAGAGCCGGGAGCCGAGGAGGAGAUGGAGGCUGGGCAGCCGCGACCGGUGCUACGCUCAGUGAACUCUUGCGAGCCGUCUCAGGUCAUCUUCUGCAACCGCAGUCCGCGCGUCGUGCUGCCAGUGUGGCUCAACUUCGACGGCGAGCCGCAGCCGUACCCGACGCUGCCGCCCGGCACGGGCCGCCGCAUCCAUAGCUACCGAGUGUAUACUCUGAAAGAGCGGUGCCUCCAGGUUGUCCGAAGCCUAGUCAAGCCUGAGAAUUACAGGAGACUGGACAUCGUGAGAUCACUCUAUGAAGAUCUGGAAGACCAUCCGAAUGUAAGGAAAGACCUGGAGCGGCUGACACAGGAGCAUAUUGAAAACCAGCGGAUGGAAGGGGAGACUGAAAUGAAAUGAAAUGAAACUGAAAUGAAAUUUGCACUCCUGAGUCUCGGCCUUAGAUGGUACUGACUAGUCUUGAUCUACAUUUAGGACUGGUCACUUAUUCUCAGAUUCAAGGUGUCUCAUUCCCGGAGGGAAAAUUCCUCCAUUGCUUAAAGGAAAGUUAACUGACUUCACUAGGCAUUGUGAUGUUUAGGGGCAAAUGUCACGAAAUGUAAUUUAAUGCCUGCCCUUUCUAUAAGUAUUCAGGUAUUCAUCAAGUAGUUGCAUUUUGCCUCCUAGUAAGUCAGGAAAGUUUGUAUGUAAGGACUUUUGUGUAAGUGCUUCAAUGAGAAUUGCAGCAUACUCUAAAAUUGUAAGAAAACAGUGGCAUCUGCUUUUAAUUGCUGUGUUGUGGUUGGUGACAUGUCAGCCUCCCACUUGGAGAAGACAGACAUGUCUUUGAGGCAGGGACAAGUCUGUCUUCUCUUUGAGACCCCAGUGCCUCACACAUUAUGAGCCUUCAGUCAGUGUUUGUUGAAUGAACAAACCAGUGGAUACUUUGGUAGAAAGUGUUUGGAGGUUUUGCCCUUUUUUUGGGGGGUGGGGAGGUGGGACCUUACGGUGUAUACCAUAAACAAAUGUUUUAAAGGGAAUUACUUUUAUAGAAAGCACUUUUUAUAACUUUCUAAAUUUUGUGCUUUUCUGUGUCCGCUGUUGUUGCAGUGCUCUUUUAUUUGUUUCUAAACCAGGAUUAGCUUUGUGGUGAUCACUUUUUUUAAACUUGACAGCUGAACUGAAGAUAGGAGAAAAUAGCUCUCCUCUUAAUUCUAGUAUUAAGGAGCUACUGCUGUACUGCAAAUAGGUUUUUGCCAAGUGUGGAUAUUUCUGUUACUUUUUGUAAAUCCAUUACAUUUCUGUUUGGCUUAGCAUUUUUUUUUUUUUUUUUAAUGCUGCCAGCAUUUUAACCAGGGGCCAGUGGUUUUGGGCGCUGGGGACCACUGAGGAGAGCCACUCUUGGGUUCAUGUGGACUCACGAGGCUGCCUGGUUUAGCAUUUUUCAUCAGGCAGGAACUGGUGAGACUUUGCACCUGGCUGGAAGAGAGGUGGAGGAAGGAAGCCCUCCAUCUCUGGGAUUACUCACAACACAGAAUGGAUUCCUGGAGUAGCUAAGAAUGUUUUAUAGUUUUAUAAAUGUACAGAUCCUUUCUUAUAGGCUGGACUUAAAUUGAUUAAUUCAAAUGCAAUACUUCUAUCAGUCUUAUUUUUUUUUUUUGGUAACUAAUAGUUUAAAAAAAAAAAAAUCCCCCCAGUAGAGAACAUUUUGGUAAAGACAGUAAAGUAAAAGGAAAAAAAAAAAAAAGAUCACUGUAGAUAUAUUACUUGAAUACAGCCACUAAACAUUUUGAACUUUUAGCCUCUUUAGGGCAUCUUGUGGUUGGUUUGGUUUUACAUAGUUAAAAUCAUACUGAAUAUACAGUUUUGUAUUCUACCUUCUCAGUUAUAACUUUGUAACUUAAAUAUUUUCCCAUGGUAUUAUAAACUCUUUUCAGACAUUAGUGCGGUCUUCCUUUUGUAAACAGUGGGAUAUUUCUUGGUAUCUCUAGUUCCUGUACUAACCUUUGAGCACAAUUCCUGUGCUCUGAAAUCAGCAUGAACAAGACAAUGCUCCACAGUUUCCCCUAGACUUUGUUUCACCUAAUCUUAAGCCCCUCUUUCAACAUUCAACAAAUUGAUUAGCUUUUGUUUCUUAAACGCACUGUAGCACUCAUUCAGUGACACACCUCUCAGUGUCUGCUGUGUUACGAGCUGUUGGGUGGGAAGAAAGAAAUCCUGGGGAGCUGGUAGCAGUACAUAUUUGAGGGUGGGAUGGGAUGGGGGAUGUAAGAACGUAAGGAUUAGUUCAGUGUUGGUUGUUUUUUUUUUAAACCUGUCUUUGUCCAAAUGAAAUUCGUGUUUCUCUUGUGAAACCAUGUAGAUUGAGUACUGUGUUGUUUUGUGUGUUGUCCAGGAGGAUUAAAAACCUGUAGCAUGAAUAAUAUGUUUUUCAUUUGAAAUCUUAUGACUGUAUCAAAUGUAUUGCUCUUAAGAGACUGUGAUGUUUUCCUAUUUUGAGUUUAAAAAAACGUGUUCUUUAAUACAUUAAAUGGUGCUGAGUAAAGAAAAUA
Molecule: messenger RNA, 2979 nt
Organism: Acinonyx jubatus (cheetah)
Lineage: Eukaryota; Metazoa; Chordata; Mammalia; Carnivora; Felidae
Gene: VHL
Product: von Hippel-Lindau tumor suppressor
Exons: 2
Coding region: 314-847 (177 amino acids)
Source: RefSeq, a predicted model, not a curated record